CAGCAUCAAGCUCAGUCUCCCAAAUCACACUUGUUCUCAUCCUCUCCAAAAUCAACUUCAGUUCAUCGAAAGCCUAGGAGUGAGGUCAGAAAGUGCCGAAAGAUUUAUGGGAUGGAAAACCGUGAUCAGUGGUGCACUCAGUGUAAAUGGAAGAAAGCUUGCAGUCGCUUUCAAGACUGA
This is a messenger RNA of Lottia gigantea (owl limpet), 180 nucleotides long. RefSeq lists its product as hypothetical. The record is from RefSeq and is a predicted model, not a curated record. Gene Ontology annotation, cellular component: nucleus. Gene Ontology annotation, biological process: regulation of transcription by RNA polymerase II. The transcript has a single exon. Gene Ontology annotation, molecular function: RNA polymerase II cis-regulatory region sequence-specific DNA binding; DNA-binding transcription factor activity. The annotation marks the transcript as partial. Lineage: Eukaryota; Metazoa; Mollusca; Gastropoda; Lottiidae.